AAUAAUAAAUCGUACCUAUCUCUUUAAGUGGCGAAUCUCUGGUGCAGCAGAGAUCUGUUACUUGUAGUUAGAGGAGGUUCGAAAGUAUAAUUUUUCACAUUCGGCAUUCCUAUAUUUGGGAACAGUUUACAGUCGGGUACUUGUCGUAAUUUAUUCCACACGAUUCUGUCUACUUUGAUAGGUCCUUCAGAAGCACUUAAUAUUGUUUACCAAAGAAAUGGUGAUGGAGAAGCCAAGUCCCCUGCUUGUAGGGCGGGAGUUUGUGAGGCAGUACUAUACACUUCUAAACAAGGCACCGGAUUUUCUGCACAGGUUCUACGGGAGAAACUCUUCCUAUGUUCAUGGAGGACUUGAUCCAAGUGGAAAGCUGGCAGAAGCAGUGUACGGUCAGGCUGAAAUCCACAAAAAAGUCAUGUCCCUGCAGUUCAGUGAAUGCCACACAAAGAUCCGGCAUGUGGACGCUCAUGCUACACUGAGUGAUGGCGUGGUCGUGCAGGUCCUUGGGGAAUUGUCAAAUAACGGCCAACCUAUGAGGAAAUUUAUGCAGACAUUUGUGCUCGCUCCAGAGGGGUCUGUCGCAAACAAGUUCUACGUCCACAACGACAUCUUCCGCUAUGAGGACGAGGUCUUUGGAGACUCUGAGGCUGAGCUUGAUGAAGAAUCAGAGGAGGAAGUUGAGGAGGAGCCAGAGGAGAGGCCACCGUCUCCUGAGCCACUUCAGGAAAGUCCCAACAGCUCGACCUACUAUGAGUCUCACCCUGUCAGUAAUGGAGUAGAGGAGCCGAUGGAUGAGCCUUCUCCAGAACCAGAACCAGAGUCUGAACCCGAGCCAAAGGCAGAGGAGAUGAAACCUGAGGUAGAUGAGAAGCUGCUGGAGGAAAUGGAGGAGAAGGCCCCUUCCCCAGCCCCUGUGGAGUCUCCACAAAACACCCAAGAGCCUCCCAAGCCUUUCUCCUGGGCUUUGGUGACGAGUAAAAACCUGCCUCCUACGGGCACAGUCACUUCCUCUGGAAUAUCACCCCAUGUUGUUAAAGCUCCAAGCUCACAGCAGAGAGUUGAAGCCAAGUCUGAGACCCAAGCGGCACCUCUGCGCCCCAGAGACCAGCGCACGCGGGACAGACCUACCUUCACCCAGCGCGGUCCCAGACCUGAUGGUGUUGCAUCUUUGGAGUCACAAACGGGGAAAGCACACUUGAGUUUUGUUAAAGGUGGCAGAGGAGAAUCGGACUCUGGUGACAUGGACAGCCGGCGUAUCGUUCGAUACCCCGACAGCCACCAGCUUUUUGUGGGCAAUCUUCCUCAUGACAUCGAUGAAAACGAGCUCAAAGAGUUCUUCAAGACUUAUGGAAAUGUGGUAGAGCUGCGGAUCAACACAAAGGGAGUUGGCGGAAAGUUGCCAAACUUUGGAUUUGUGGUGUUUGACGACUCGGAACCUGUGCAAAAAAUUCUGGGGGCCAAGGUAGAAGGGCCCAUCAUGUUUCGAGGUGAGGUGCGUCUGAACGUCGAGGAGAAGAAGACGAGGGCGGUGCGUGAGCGGGAGACCCGGGGCGGCGACGACAGACGAGACAUGAGGCGCAACGAUCGGGGUCCGGGGGGUUCGCGUGGCAUCGCUGGAGGAAGCGGGAUGAUGCGCGAUCGAGACGGACGGGGACCCCCACCUCGAGGCGGUAUGGCGCCCAAGCCCGGCAUGGGGCCCGGCAGAAGCUCCAGCGGCCAAGGAGAGAGCCGCUUCACGCCACAGCGCCGCUGAGAAGAGCGUUGCUUCACGAGUGGAUAUAUUACUGUUCUUCAUCUUCAACUGUUCUCGUCAACGAAAAAAAUCUUCACAUAUUGAAAUAUAUAUUUGUUUUUGUUCUUUCUUUUUUUCUAUUUGCUUUGGAAUGUGACACGGUCUGUCAGCUAUUUGUGAAAUAGACAAACCAAAAUAAGCAAACAAAAAAAUGUCGCUUAUUUGUUGUGAGCUGAGCAUCCUUUUAUGGUAUCUCAAGAAUUCAUUAACUUUAAUUUUGAAAGCCUGAGGAACCCAACCAAGGAAUAAUCUGCCACAUUAGGAGGGACGGAUGAGACAAUGCAGCAAAUCAUUCUCAAAAGAGAUUCUAUGCCUUGAAUUUAAUGAGGCGUUGCUUCCAAAAGCAAAUUGCACAUUUUCUAUCCCAAGUUUCAGAGAAGCACCAGAUAAAAAUGCUUGCAGUUCCGGUGGAAUAACUUGCCUUUUACAUUUCCCUUUUGAGAGACCACUGCUUCAAAAAUUGCAUAAUGCACUCAAUAUGCACUAAUGGGUACUUUUGUUGUCACGAUAAAUUGAUGCUCGGAGCGCAGCUGGAGAGAUGGGUUGGUCCUCAGAGCUGUGCAGGACACGCCUGACAGCUGUGACCAACGUACUUCUCACACUUGACCCAAAAACCAUUCCUCAGUUACUGUCGGACGGACAAGAUGACAAGAAAGUCUUCAUCUCUAAAUAGAAGGUUGGACUGUGGUGAAAUGAGUGAAGACAGGAUGAACCGUAGGCGGUUAUGAUGGCGUCUCAGUAUCUUUCCUUUUUAAUUCAGUUUAUUUUAAGUUUCAGCCAGCUUGACUGCAAACGGGGAUGAUCGAUAACUUCCCACCGUCUUCUCUCCCUUCCUGUCUUGAGCGAGGAGUAACCGAAUAAAUGUACAGCAAAACUCAGAUUACUGUAUGUUAUCUUUUUUUCCAGUUUUGCUUUCCUGUUUACUUUCAUUUCUGACUUGAUAAAAGCAUGAUGGUGCCUUCUGUUUCACUUUUUCCAGUAUUACUGAAGCGUGAAGCAGUCUGGGGCUCACCGCCUCCUUCGUACACAGAGCUGCUUAUAUGGAACUAUAUUCUGCUGGGAACAGAUUUUAAAAAAAAAAGAACUCUCCCAGCAUCAUAAGAUUUUUUUCUUUUGUUCAUUUUUCAGGUGCAAAGUUCAUAUUUCCAUACUGUUUUACUACCCAAGAUGAUCUGCUGUGAGUUUUGUACAUUUCUUGUAAUUGUAUGUUUGAUGUUUUGUAGAAACAGUGCGUGCCUCAAGUUCUGUUAAUUCAUUCAAAGUUGCAAUUGAAAAACCUUCGUACACCCCCAUAAGAGGAAAAAAAAGGCACAUUUUGAAAGGAUGAUAUUCUUGCUCCUUGGUUUAGCAGAUGUUGGCUCAGUGUGGCUGCCAUUUCAUUAAACUGGGGUGGACUGGAACCUUGUUUUUUUUGUUUGUUUUGGUCCACACAGUUGUAUUUUAUGUUGAUCAUUUAGAAUCUGCUCGUUCAUUCAGUUCUUUUUCCAUUCUAGGAGGGAUUUGGGUUGGGAAAGGAAGGUUCUGUUGGUUCCAUCUGGGAAAAAAACAAAGGAUGUUUCUUUUUGUUGACUUGCACUGAAAAUGGGAAGUACAACAGCGAUGUAGCAUUUUUCUCGACCAAACUCCCGCAGUCUUCCUCGUGUUGGUGGUGUUGCACUAAAUCCAAAGUUCUUUUUUUUUUUUUUUGGACAAUCUGUGUGAAUAAAACAUUUUUCGAUCGAACAUGGAAAUUUUAGCGCUCAGUUUGACUGUUUUACACCCCGUUCGCUGGAAGAGAUGAGCAGAUGUGGGAUCAAAUGAGCUUACCUGUAAGCCCCGUUUAUUUUUCAAAAUGUGCUAGCUUGACAUGGAAGUCUGUCGGAGAGUGCUGAAGAAGAGCCAACUGGCAUUAGAAGAAUUUGCCCUUUCCUAAACUGUAAAGAUUCCUCAAAAAAGGAUUGAAGAAAGUUGUAAAUUAUUCAUUUUAAAAAUGUGGAUUUAAAUCAUUCCAGCCUUUUUCUGAAUGGAAAUAAAAGCUUUUUUUUUUUUGAAGAAGGUGUAGUAAAACAGCUGAUUUCAUUUUUCUGUGUUUUACUCUUUCAAAUUGUUGCUGGUACAAAACUGUUGCAGGUGGAGAAUUCUCCCUUUUGUUUUUUCUCAAUUUAUAUUAUAUUUUUGGUUUUACAUUCUGAAUGUGUUGGACUUAACAUACAAUAAACUACUGAUAACAGCACAGCUCAGCUGAUGAGUCGUGUUUGCUGGGAAUUUUCUAAGCGGAGCCUUAAAAAAAAAAGCAAAAAUGUUUUGGAGGAAAAGACCCCUACCAGACAAUCUUUUUUUUUUAACAAAUAAUUGCUUCUUAUUUUACAAAGUGAAUGUAAAUUUUGAAGAAAAAAGUUGCUAUUUUAAGGGUUUCUCAUCUUCAGUGAGAAAUUGAGCUCUUCUUUCACAGGCCAACCAUUUCUUCAUGAAACACUGAUGUAUUUUGGUAAAAACAUGCUUCCCCCCCUGCCAUGCCUUUUACAUUAUCAUUAUUAUGAAAAGAGCGAUAGCUUAAACUUUUCUUUCUCUUUUUUGGACUUUGUUCUUCUCUGAGGUAUUGUCUUCGGAUUGAUUUUUACAGUUUGUAAAUUGUGAUGCACACUUUUGAGAGUCAGCACUCACUGUAAACUGACAGAUAAUAUUUAACUUUCAAAUACAAUACAAUCACUGAUGGUUGAUAUCGUUCUUGUUUAUGCAAAUCUUACAUGCAUCUGACGGAUUUACUGGUUAAAAGGACCAUAAUGUCAAGCAGCAGAUUACUGCACCUGUCAAAAAAAAAGUGGUCUAUUUCUCUGUCCCAUUUGCCUUAUUAAACUUUAGACUUCA
Oryzias latipes (Japanese medaka) is the source of this 4636-nucleotide messenger RNA. RefSeq names its product G3BP stress granule assembly factor 2a (gene g3bp2a). NCBI's taxonomy places the organism in Eukaryota, Metazoa, Chordata, Actinopteri, Beloniformes, Adrianichthyidae. Gene Ontology annotation, cellular component: cytosol; ribonucleoprotein complex. The record is from RefSeq and is a predicted model, not a curated record. Gene Ontology annotation, molecular function: mRNA binding.